GGGUUCCCUACAUCAUCUUCUACUUGAAAAAUAUCGCCUGCGAUUGUUGUUAUCACGGAUCUGCUAACUCCUUGGGGAGGAGACACUCGGCCCCUCAUCAAUCUUGCCUCUAGGAAACCCGGGUAUCAGGACGUGUUGCUGCGAGCAAUGUCGUCCAAUUCUGGCCAGAAUCCUUCCACUUCCAAGGCGCUGAAUAUUUCCAACAAAUCGUCCUCAUCAUCGUUCCAUUCUGCGCCAGCCGUUGACAGCAGUACUAGACGCGUAGGAGGAUCGGGCAGUUUCGGCGCGGGAUUGGCGUCAAGGAGCUCGAGCUCUGCGCGAAACAACCAGGCUCUCCGUAGCCAACACAAACGACAGAGACGUCCUCGACUAUUGGAUGCUGAUAUUGAUGAGUCGACCAUCAUGAGAUCAACAACCAGCCGAAAGGGACAAACGUCCAUUACCCAUUUGAUGAACUUUUCUCUUCCCCCACGACCAGAGUACCACCCGCCGCCCCGGAAUCCUCGCCGGUAUAACUCAUGGGGUCUCGGCUCUGGCUACCAUGCGAUGGACAAAGCUCGCUAUGUGCAUGCAAACUACCGUUUUAUCGUCGCCCCAAACCGAGCAUAUCAUGCCCAAGCAGCGAAUGCUGAUGUCCACCUGGACUGGGACUCGGUUCUUCAAAUUCUCGUGUCUGCCCAGACCCAGUCGUCCAGCUGCCCAAUCUGCUUGUCUACGCCUGUAGCACCGCGAAUGGCUCGAUACGACGAUCAUCCAGUCCCUGAGAAAAAGGCGCGCUGGAAAAAGUGCCCCAUUUGCUGGGACAGCAUUUACAUUUCAGAAACACGGCCUGUGAGAUGGUUCAGCGGCCAGGAAGGCGUUCUGCCUUUCGAGGGCGGUGAUGUCGUGCUAAGGCUCGUUAAGCGGGAUCCCGGUAGCACUCUUGCCUUGCCCAGGGAUGGCGCUGAAAGCCUUGCCCCUGGGGAAGAUAUCCCCUGGUAUCAUGCCGCGGAGGUUGCAGACUAUGCUCGUAUUAUGAAAGGCGGAGAAGAUUACAUGAUCUCUCAAUAUAACACUGAGAUUGAAGACUUGCGCAGACAGGAGCAAGAAGAUGAAGUUCUGUUUGGAGACGACACAACAUGGACAAAAAAGGCAGUGGCGGCUAUAAACGAUGCAAAACAGAAGUUGCAAGGAAUAGGGAAUCCUCCUGAGGCCUUACCGCAGCCAACUGUGAACCGGCCACCAAAGGAUCCUAUCACUUUUCAACAACCGCCAGAAGAGGUUGCGCUCAUGUAUACGGCCCAACAUAGCGCAAAGUCAGGCAAAUCCUCACCAGGCCCGCAAUCGAAUACACCUGAGAUGAAUGAAACAACCGAGGCAAUGGGCAAUAUGAGCUUGACCAAUGGCACAAAGCACAAACAAAAGAAUCCUGUGACUAAUCGGGACGGCCAUACGAAGAAAGCCGGUAAUGCGCCUCAUCCUUCUGACCAGCCAUACUACUUCUAUCAAGCUCUACCUCAUUAUUAUCUUUCGCCCCUGGACAUUCGCAUUCUCAAAGCCGCAUUUGGCGAGUAUUCCUCGUUUCCUGCAACCAUCCUACCGCGUGUUGAGCACAUCACUUCCGGUCACAUUGUCGAUGAUGAGCUACGCAAACGCGUCAAGUACCUCGGCCAUCUCCCUCAAGGCUGUGAAGUCAAUUUCCUCGAGUGUGAUUGGAGAGGCGUUGUCUUGCCGGAAGUCUUGGAACAGUUUAGUACAGAGAUUUCGAAAAGACGAAAGCGACAUAAGGACAAAGAGCUUCGCGAAGAGAAGAGUCGUAUCAGGGCAGAGAAGGAAGAGGAUGAGAAGCGCUGGGCCGCAGCGCGUCAGAGAAGGCCGAGCGUCGGCACCAGCAAUCGGCCGUUCUCAGAUCAUGAUUUCCUGCCAUUGGCAAGUGAUAGCGCCAAUAUCGAUCUUGCUUCGUCGGCGUCCCCCCCUCGGCCAUCAUCCCAUUUCAGUGCAUUGGCCAGUCCUUCGAGUAGUCCACCCGGAGCCCGCACUGUCUGGGGAACUGCCGCUGUUACAUCACAUCUAGGGGCGCCGCCAGAUCAUAUGAGGCCUACUCCUCACGAUGGAUGGCGUGAAGGGUGGGAAGAGGAGCUCUUUGCUCAGCAGGAGUCCGAUCUGAUCGCCCGGACCGCCGUGGACGAGAAUAGUAACCCCUCUCAAACGAAAAAGAAGGGGAAGAAGAACAAAAAGAUCACGCUCAUGUCCACGAACAUCCAGCGGGGUGCCUGACCUGUUGGUGCUAGCCUUUGCCAGAUAACUCAUUAUACUUGUAUUUUCUUCAGUUCUUUCAGCGGAGUCAUCGGCGGUAUUUGGGAGUAGAUGGGCAGGAGUCGAGGACAUC
Molecule: messenger RNA, 2368 nt
Organism: Aspergillus nidulans FGSC A4
Lineage: Eukaryota; Fungi; Ascomycota; Eurotiomycetes; Eurotiales; Aspergillaceae
Product: RING-type E3 ubiquitin transferase MAG2
Exons: 3
Coding region: 148-2256 (702 amino acids)
Cellular component (GO): cytoplasm
Source: RefSeq, a predicted model, not a curated record